Messenger RNA from Tribolium castaneum (red flour beetle), 1878 nucleotides. Its product is annotated as juvenile hormone esterase-like. Gene Ontology annotation, molecular function: serine hydrolase activity. The transcript has 7 exons. The record is from RefSeq and is a predicted model, not a curated record. The coding region runs from base 121 to 1779 and encodes 552 amino acids. NCBI's taxonomy places the organism in Eukaryota, Metazoa, Arthropoda, Insecta, Coleoptera, Tenebrionidae.
UUGUAAAACACUUAUAGUGAUAAUGAGUUUCAAGUGAAUGUUAGAUUUGACCGAAUCAUGUUUUAUUGACCAAUCGUUUAUGAAAUUAAAGUCAUUUGAUACAAACGCCUCCCAACAAACAUGAAGUGUAUUCAACUAUUUGUGUUUUUCUCACUAAAAAUUGGGGUCGAUCUGAGUGACCCUUUGGUGGAACUCCCAAACGGCUUAAUAAGAGGGCAAAGAAUAAAAACCCAAAACAAUGAAUUCUACUCUUUCAAAAAAAUACCAUAUGCCCAACCACCUAUUGGUACUUUGCGAUUUCAAGCCCCUCGUGAACCCAGGAAUUGGGACGGUGUUUUGGACUGCACCACUAUGGACGUUGUUUGUUACCAGAUGUUUAACAAAUUGGAGAAUCAAUCAGAAAAUUGCCUUUUUUUAAAUGUUUACACACCCAACUUGCCGGAGUUUGUAAAUGAGUCAUUUCCAGUCAUGGUAUACAUCCAUGGUGGUGGUUUCACAGAAGGAAUGACCCAACAAUACGACCCACGGCUCUUUGUGGAAAAUGGGGUGGUUUUAGUUACUUUUAACUACCGUUUAGGACCAUUUGGUUUUCUCUCCACUCAAGAUGAUACGAUCCCCGGAAACAACGGGUUAAAAGAUCAGAAUAUGGCCUUGAAAUGGGUGCACAAAAAUAUUGAAUUUUUCAGUGGGGACCCUCAAAAAGUCACACUUUUUGGGCACAGUGCAGGGUCAGCUUCAGUCGGUUAUCACCUCCUUAACCUCAAAUCGGAAGAUUUAUUUUGGGCCGCAAUUUGUCAAAGUGGGUCCGUUUUAGGGCCAUGGGCCUAUCAAAGGCAACCGAGACGACAAGCUUUCCUCACUGCUAGUUUUAUAAAUGAGACAUUUCUUGAGCAAAAUGAUUCGAAAAAAUUGCUUGAAUUUUUGCAAAACGUGGAACCAGGAACGAUUCGAUCAGCUGCCGAAAUGUUUUACGAUUUUAUUUUGAAUGGUACAAGUGAUGAUUUUGCGGCAACUGAAGGAUCAAGUUGGGCCCCGACUUUGGAAAUCAAAAAUGAGGAUUCUUUUAUUAGUGAAAAAAUGUUCAAAUUGUUGAAAAGUGGUAAAUUUGUUAAAGUGCCUUUAAUGAUUGGGAUGACCACUGAGGAAAAUUUAUCAAUGGACCACAAAAAUUUUGACAAAAAUGUCGAACAGUAUGAUAUUUCUUAUAAAACUUUGGUGCCGGUUGACAUAACAGGAGAUGAAGAAAAAUUAAAUGAAAUUGGUCGAAAGAUUCGAGACAUGUACACAGGAGGGAAAAACUUUUCGAAAAAUAUUGGAGACGCCAUUCGAUUUUCCAGUGAUAAUGACAUGACUCGCCCGAUUAUGAAACAAGCCGAGAUUUACUCAAAAUUCGCUCCAACUUACUUUUACCAAUUUUCUUACGACGGAAAUUUUGCAGGGUUUAGUCUAACUUAUCCAGGUACUGGAAGUGUUGCUCAUGCCGAGGAAUUAUAUUAUCUUUUUGAUUUUAUUCAUGACAUCAAAAGUUUUCCAAAAGAAGAUCAAAUUGUACGAAAUCGUUUAAUUAAACUGUGGACCAAUUUUGCCAAAUUUAGGAAUCCGACACCAACGCUAAUGGAAAAUGUUUCUUGGCCACAACUAAAAGUGGAGGAAAAUGAUUUUCCAUAUCUUGAUAUUGGAGCAAAUUUGACAGUUAAGAAUUUCCCCAAAAAAGAAAUUUAUAAAAAAUGGAGUCAAAUAUAUGAAAGUUUAGGACAUGAUGAUUUUGAUACUUAUUAAUUAUUAUUAUUAGAAAACAAGUGUUAAUAAUAAUCAUAAAGACAAUUAUGGAAUUUAUAGUUUUCACAAAUAAUACAUAUUUCUCAAAAUAUUUGCUAA